AUGAGGCGCGGCGAGCGGCGGGGCCACGGCGGCGCCCUGGGCAAGGCCGCCCUGGAGGAGCAGCCCCCCCAACCCAACGGCGGCGCCCCCGCCGCGGCGGCAGAGCGGCCCCCGCCGCCCGGCGCCGAGAGGGACAGCCCCGGCCUGCGCCGCAGCACCGAGUCCGAGGUCUACGACGACGGCACCAACACCUUCUUCUGGAGAGCUCAUACCUUAACAGUCUUGUUCAUCCUCACGUGUGCACUGGGCUACGUAACCUUGCUUGAAGAAACACCACAAGAUACAGCCUACAAUACAAAGAGAGGUAUUGUUGCCAGUAUUUUGGUUUUCUUAUGUUUUGGAGUUACACAGGCUAAAGAUGGACCAUUUUCAAGACCUCAUCCAGCUUACUGGAGGUUUUGGCUGUGUGUCAGCGUUGUGUAUGAGCUCUUCCUCAUCUUUAUACUCUUUCAGACUGUACAAGAUGGCAGGCAGUUUAUGAAGUACAUUGAUCCGCAUUUAGGUGUUCCUUUGCCAGAAAGAGACUACGGUGGCAACUGCCUUAUUUAUGAUCCUGGCAAUGAAACUGAUCCGUUUCACAAUGUCUGGGACAAACUGGAUGGAUUUGUUCCUGCUCACUUUUUUGGCUGGUACCUGAAGACAUUGAUGAUUCGAGACUGGUGGAUGUGUAUGAUCAUCAGUGUAAUGUUUGAGUUUCUGGAGUACAGUCUGGAACACCAGCUUCCAAACUUCAGUGAAUGUUGGUGGGAUCACUGGAUAAUGGAUGUGAUCUUGUGUAAUGGAUUAGGAAUUUACUGUGGGAUGAAGACUCUGUCUUGGCUUUCCUUGAAAACAUACAAAUGGCAAGGACUUUGGAACAUUCCUACAUACAAAGGAAAAAUGAAGAGAAUUGUCUUCCAGUUCACCCCGUAUAGCUGGGUCAAAUUUGAGUGGAAGCCAGCAUCCAGCCUACGCAGAUGGCUAGCAGUUUGUGGCAUAAUCUUUGUAUUUUUAUUGGCAGAGCUGAACACAUUUUACUUGAAGUUUGUCCUUUGGAUGCCACCAGAACACUACUUGGUCCUGUUACGACUUGUCUUUUUUGUCAAUGUGGGAGGUGUGGCUAUGAGGGAGAUCUACGACUUCAUGGACGACCCGAAGUUCCACAAGAAAUUGGGUCAGCAGGCAUGGCUGGUCGCUGCUAUUACUGCCACGGAGUUUCUGAUUGUCGUGAAGUAUGAUCCCUAUACGCUCACGCUUUCUCUUCCUUUCUACAUUACCCAGUGCUGGAUCUUGGGGAUUAUACUUGUGCUCACCUGGACAGCCUGGCGUUUCUUCAUUCGUGACAUCACUUUGCGGUAUAAGGAGAUAAGGCGACAGAAGCAAGAGCACAAAUAUGAAAAGGACAAAUGCUUGAGCAAUGGUGAUGGACACUCAUCAAUACUGGAUGAACAAAAUGGGAACAAACUAAGGGAGAGGAAACUUUGAGCAACAGACAAAGGGCUAAACGGAACUCGUAGUGCUCAAGCUGGCCUGGUGGACAGUUUCAACCUUAUCCUACCUAACUUGUAAUUUUUAUUGUUAGCUUUCCAACAUGUGAAAAUCCUCUUGGGGAAAAGAUGUUACUUUGACAUACACACCCUUUCUCCUCGUGUACACCUAGUCAGAGUCGGAGAAAGUCUGUGUAGAGGGAAGUCAGAACCAACACCGUUGCAACGAGAUGGGAUCUUCAUUCAAGCGUGUUGUAUGUCUUCCUUGAAAACAAGGUUUGGAGACAAGGGGCUUUAAAACAAAGUGCAAAGGGAAUCUAGCUGAUCUAUUUCCAGUAAACUGUGAGAUUUCAAUUUUGACGUUUGGGCAUUAGGAACACUUGUUUUGGAGUGUACAGAUACCAGACACAGGAAAUGAAUUAUUUUUUUUCUGCUGAAACUACCUUGAGCUGUGGAAUAAGAUUGUGUAAAGCGUUCAGCCACCAAUUAACAGAACUGCAGCGAGACAAACAUAGAUAAACUGAAACUUGUGAACAAGUUGCGUAACUUGCACAGAAUGUAAUACAGUACACUACUGUUACAGCCCCUGUAGUACAGGGGCUAUUGCCUUUCUCUAAACUGACUUGCAACAUCCUGGAAUAGCCUACAAUAGUUUUAUGUUGUCACAGCUCUAGGG
Gymnogyps californianus (California condor) is the source of this 2142-nucleotide messenger RNA. RefSeq names its product phosphatidylserine synthase 2 (gene PTDSS2). Gene Ontology annotation, molecular function: L-serine-phosphatidylethanolamine phosphatidyltransferase activity. The record is from RefSeq and is a predicted model, not a curated record. Gene Ontology annotation, biological process: phosphatidylserine biosynthetic process. Bases 1 to 1464 code for a protein of 487 amino acids. The transcript is spliced from 12 exons. Lineage: Eukaryota; Metazoa; Chordata; Aves; Accipitriformes; Cathartidae.